AUGUUGCCUGAUUUUUGUGAUGGACAACAUUCUGUUGAGAAUACUUUCUACAGGACAAUUGCAGCGUUGUCAGCUCACCGUUACUGGAAAAUUUCUCGCCCAGUAUCCGCUCGUUCAAACGACACAAUUUUUAGAGCAAGAGUCUUGUUAGCGAUUUUGUUUUUGGUAAUUGUUGCCUACAGGAUUCCAUCAUUUGUAGUUGAAUUGCAAUGGAAGUGGAAUCCUAUUGUAAAAAUACAAAAAAGGCCUGAAAAAACUGAGACUUUAUCACCAUACAGAAUAGUUUUCUAUUCUAUUCUCGAUCCAAUUUUAUCACAUUUUCUCCCUUUUGGACAAAUGUUUAUCUUUUCUGUUCUUACACUUUUUGAAAUUAUGAAGCGUCAACGACGGCAAAGAUUAUCUCUUUCUUCACAAGUAGGAUUGUGUAGACUGCGAAGACAAUCUUCCGAAUCGUCCCAAAAAAUAAAAGCAAACAAUUGCGGCAAUCAAGGCUUUAAAAAUAUAGAGGGGAAUUGCAUUGCUGGGCGACAGAAACAAGGUAAAAAUUAUGCACAUAAUUUCCGGAAAAGUUGA
Messenger RNA from Meloidogyne enterolobii, 573 nucleotides. Lineage: Eukaryota; Metazoa; Nematoda; Chromadorea; Rhabditida; Meloidogynidae. The record is from the annotation of a GenBank genome assembly.